AUGGAAAAUAUCUUCUGUAAUGAAAAAGAAUUUCAUGUAGGCGAUCGAAUCUUCACGUGCAAUUUUAAUGCCCAUAAUAACAAAGAAAAUGAACAAGAUAAUAGUGACCAUUUUAUGAAUGAAAAGAAUAAAAAAAAUUAUGAAUAUACAGUUGAAAAUUCAGAAAAACUAUACGAUUCAGAUGAAGAAGAAGUGGUUGAUAAAAACUUGAAAAUCUAUUUAUUUAAUGAAGAUAUAGAAAUUAAAAUUGGAACGAUUAGAUAUAUUGGAACGUUGAAAAAUCAUCCUUCUGAAAAUAAAAUAUUUUAUGGUAUUGAAUGGGACAAUGAAAUUAGUGGGAAAAAUUUGGGGAAAUUUAAAGAAGACAUUUAUUUUUAUCCUAUUCAAUAUCUUAAAAGGGAAUACACAAAAAUGUAUUAUAUGAAAAUAAAGGAGGGAUUGAUGAAAAAUGGAAAAAUGGGAAAUAAUAUAAAUGACAACAUUGAAUGUGAUGAUAAAAUCGAAUGUGAUGAUAAUAUCAAAUGUGAUGAUAACAUCAAAUGUGAUGACAACAUCAUAUGUGAUGAUAAAAUCAAAAGUGAUGAUAACAUCAUAUGUGAUGAUAACAUCAUAUGUGAUAUUAACCCUUUUAAUAACUUUCAUCAUAUACAUAAUGAUGAAAAAACAAAACACAUUUUUGAAGAAUUCUUAAAUGCUAAUCUAAAUAUUAAACCUUGCUCCUUCUUAACAUUCGAAAAUAUACACGUUGGUAUUACCUUUAUACAAGCUCUACACUUCCGUUAUAAUUAUUUUCCAGAUUUAGAUUUAUCCAUCGAAGAUUAUCAAACUAAGAAAAUAAAAAAAGUAAUUUUUUCAGGAGAAAUGAAAGUUCGAAAUUAUUUCAAAAAUUUUUAUGAAUUAAAAAAUAUAACAUUAAAUAAAUGUUUAAUAUAUACCAGUGGUAUUACCAAUAAUAUUAUUUUUAAUAAUUUACAGAGUUUAUCUUUAUGUGGAAAUCUUCUUAGUAAUUGGUUAGAAAUUUUUAAAAUUAUAAAACUAGCUAAAAAAUUAUCUUACCUGAACGUGUCAGAUAAUAAAUUAUCUCCCAUCUCUUUGCAAUGUGUUCUUUUAAAAAAUUUAGAAUCUGGAUAUAAUGAAAUAAAAAAUAAAUGUGAUACGAACAUUACACAUGAUAACCAUACAAAUAAAUAUGAUCAUAUUAAUAAUAAUCGAAAGGAACAUUGUACAAUAUCAGAAUUAAUUCAUUUUGUACAAAUAAAAGAAUUAUGUAUUGAUAACACUCUUAUUAGUUGGGAUGAUGUUUUAAUUUUAUCUUUCAUUUUUCCAAAUGUUGAAAUAUUAAGUUUGAAAAAAAAUUAUAUAAACAAUAUUAAUAUAAAAAAUUUAAAGCUUUCAAAAAAUUCAAUUAUAUAUAAAUACUUAACAAACACAACCUAUAGGAAUUUUUAUGGACUAGAUAAUAUAAUAAAUGACAAAAAUGAUGAUAACAAUAAUAAUAAUAAUAUGUGGUCUUAUAAAGAAAAAAAUAUACAUAAUAUACCAAAGUGCAAUUCAAAUGUUUUUAUUCAUGAUGGAAAGAAACACGAAUGUGUAAAUUAUACACAUAAUAAUGAUCAUAAUUAUCUUAAUUCUCAACCAUCUGAUGACUAUUCAUGUAAAAAUAUGAACAAGUCAGGUGAAAGUGAGAUUGCAAAAAAUGAGAUAUUAUUUCCAUAUAAGUUUGUAAUGUUUUCUAAAUUACGAAAAAUAGUACUUAAUGAUAAUUAUUUGUAUGAUUAUGAAGAUUUAUUUAAUUUUGUUUAUCACAUAAAUUCCAUACAAUCUAUAUUUUUAAAUAAUAAUAAAUUCAGCGAUAAUCAAAAUUUAAUAGAUAUCGUAUAUAAUAUAUGUAUGCAAGAUUUGAAGUAUAAAAUGAAUGAACAGAUGGAAACUCUUGACAAAUUUGAAAUAAUAAAUCAGAAAUUUAAUCAUUUAAAAGAAUUUUUAUUUGAUAAUAAUGAAGUAAAAAAUUAUGAAACCUUGAGAGAUUUAUUUUAUAUAUUUUAUGAUAUUGAAAUAUUGAAAAUACAAAAUAAGCAAAAGCAUAUGAAAGAAAGAAAAAAUCUCCGAUAUAUAUUUAUAUCCAUAAUGCCUAAGCUUAAAAUAUUAAAUCAUAGUUCAAUAAAUAAAAACGAGAGAAUAAAUUCCGAGAGGUUUUUUAUAUCUUUAUAUCAGAAGGAUAAUAUUACAAAGGUGUUUAAUCAAGAGGUCUUAAAUAAGAGGCACAGUACGAGGUUGGAGAAGAUACACUAUGAGGCAGCCAAGGAUCACGAACAUGUGGAAAAAGCCAAAUGUAUAAAAACGAACCUUAUCAACAUAACAAUCAUUCCAGAAUUUUUAAACUCAGAAAAAUUUGACAUUGUUAAGAAAAAGGUUAGUAAAUAUAUGUACGUAAAAGAUUUGAAAUAUUUAUGUUCAAGAUUAUAUUCUAUACCUUUGCCAAAAAUGCGAUUAUUUUACACCGACGAGAAUAAUCCUCUUUGCUUAGAAAUUCUAGAUACCAAUGCAACUUUGUACACAUACGGAAUUGACAACAAUUCAAAAAUAAAAAUAAAAAUGGAAGAAUAA
Molecule: messenger RNA, 2607 nt
Organism: Plasmodium falciparum 3D7
Lineage: Eukaryota; Apicomplexa; Aconoidasida; Haemosporida; Plasmodiidae
Product: TBCE family protein
Cellular component (GO): cytoplasm
Source: RefSeq, a predicted model, not a curated record